Molecule: messenger RNA, 1238 nt
Organism: Pocillopora verrucosa
Lineage: Eukaryota; Metazoa; Cnidaria; Anthozoa; Scleractinia; Pocilloporidae
Product: ras-related and estrogen-regulated growth inhibitor-like protein
Molecular function (GO): GTP binding; GTPase activity
Source: RefSeq, a predicted model, not a curated record
CCGACAAUGGUUACAUCAAAAGCGACGUAAAGAUUUCAGUUUCCGUGCCAGACUGGCUCUUGUGUUAUAUUUGACCCGUGUCCGACGAACAUGCGUUGAAUAGGAAGUAUAAUUCUCCGCAGUCAUCUCGCAAAGAUACGUUCGUCAAUAAUUUGAACCCUGAGUAGGCGAGCAAGCAGUUGUUUAAUGCGUUGUUGUGCCGAUCAGAGAUUUGCCAAGAGUCGGAUCAUAUACACGGAGAAAAAUGGAAUCUAAAGGUGACCAAUUUGGAAGACGAAUGUCUUUCCCACAAGAUAACGCUGGCCAUUCAGUGUUUCCACGAAAACCGCGGAAUCUCAGCGUAGGGUCAAAUAAUAACAUCGAAGAGGAGAACAAAGUCAUCAGAGCAGCUGUGCUGGGCAAAGAUGGCGUUGGAAAAACCGCCUUCACUGUUCGUCUUCUGACACGUCGUUACAUUGGGGAGUACGACGGCACAUUAGAGAGCUGGUAUCAGCAUCGCGUUGAUAUAGAAGGACAAGAGGUCUUAUUUCAUGUUUUUGACACAGCUGGCAAGAAUUGCAAAGAAAAAAUUGAUACCUGUGCAUCAUUGGACAUCAUAUUCGUAGUUUACUCCAUCACUGAUCGCUCAUCGUUCCAAGAGGCCACCCUCAUCAUCAAAUAUCUACACGAAACAAAGAAUAUUCCCUCGUCAGCGAUUUUUCUAAUAGCAACGAAAGCAGAUCAGAAACGACACACAGAGGUGACAGAAUUUGAGGGAAAACUUUUCGCCGUAAACAUGGGUUGUUCAUUCCAUCAGCUAUCAAAUUCUGAAGAUUUUGCUGAGCACAGCAAGAUAUUGAAACAAACUUAUCUAAGAGUAUCCCUUGGACAUGUACAAAAGACGCCCAAGUCUCCACUGAUGAGGAGAUUGAAAGGAGGUUUCAAAAACAAGGGACAAACUGUCAUUACAGAACACAGGUACCGAUCAGGAAGUGUCGAAUUUUAGAGGCAGUCAGUUUCCAAUGAAAACAGUUCGCGUAAAAGACCAAGCUGAGAGACGGAUCCUUACAAAAUCAUUCCUUUUCAAGGAAACUAAAAAACAUCCUAAUAUUUCUAACAACCAAUUGUUUGAUGAAAGGUUACGAGCAUAUUUCCUUUCUCUUUUAAUUUUCGCUUUAUUUGAAAAAGCUUCUCACAAAUUUCUAAUCAUUACUCAUAAACUGACUCUUAUUUAGUUAGCGGCCAAAAAGUAAACAUAG